Messenger RNA from Penicillium pulvis, 1449 nucleotides. RefSeq names its product O-methyltransferase tpcA (gene tpcA). The record is from RefSeq and is a predicted model, not a curated record. Gene Ontology annotation, molecular function: O-methyltransferase activity. Lineage: Eukaryota; Fungi; Ascomycota; Eurotiomycetes; Eurotiales; Aspergillaceae. The transcript has 4 exons. The coding region runs from base 1 to 1449 and encodes 482 amino acids.
AUGGAACGUAAGCUGAAAUCCCUCACCGAUGCUGUGCAGCUCAUUCAAACUGCCGAAAUCAUUUCCAAAACUACUCAGACUGUCGUAUCUGAGUGGGCCAAAGAGGCAGAGGCCUCUGGUGGCUCGACAACCUCAGGAACCCUUCCCAGUCAUGAGCUCUUUAAUGCUCAACGAACCAUUGCGGCUGCCUUGGGAAAAUUAGCCGAGCUUGUGACGGAGCCUAGUGUGCGGAUCCUUGAGGUCGCGACACAGUUUCAAGAAUCCCGUGCGCUGUAUAUCGCUGCGGAGCGGCGGAUUCCCGAUAUCCUGGCCCCUCACGAUCAACAGGGUGGACUGUCCGUCACAGAGAUCAGCGAAAAUGCCAAGAUUGAGCAUCGCAAGCUUUCUCGUAUCUUAAGAUACCUAUGUUCAAUCGGAAUUUUCCGUCAAACGGGUGUGGAAAAGUUCGCGAACAAUACCAUCUCUGCGGCAUUGGUCUCUAACGAACCAUUGAGAGCAUAUGUCCAGCUCGUUAACAGUGAAGGCUUCACGGCAUCGGAUCGCCUGCCUAAAACUCUAUUGGACCCGGAAACAGGUCCCUCCUAUGAUGUGGCCAAGACCGCAUGGCAGGAUGCCGUCGGUACUACCAAGACACGAUGGGAGUGGGUGGAGGAAAGAGUACCAGAAGACAAACUCAUCGAGACCGGUGGCCACUACCCCGGGAUUCCAAGUCUUGUAUUGGAGCCCCAGACGCCAGGGGAGGAUGGCUUGGUUUCAAGGCCUGAGCUGGAGAUCAUGGGUCUCUCCAUGGUUGGUGGCGGGCGAGUGUUCGGCGCUGCCCAUGUGUACGACUUCCCAUGGGGUUCACUUGGAAAGGCUCUGCUUGUCGACGUCGGCGGUGGUGUUGGCGGAUUCCCGCUCCAGCUAAGCAAAGUCUACCCCGACCUUCGUUUCGUCGUCCAGGAUCGGGGCCCAGUGGUCAAGCAGGGCCUGGAACGCUUCUGGCCAAAGGAGAAUCCAUCGGCUUUAGAAGCUGGCCGGGUCCAGUUCUUGGAGCACAGCUUCUUCGACAAGAAUCCCGUCGAGGGAGCGGAUGUUUACUAUCUCCGAUAUGUCCUCCACGAUUGGUCUGACGAGUACUGUGUCCAAAUUCUGUCCCGCAUCCGCGAGAGCAUGGCCGCCCAUUCCCGCUUGUUGAUUUGUGAACAAGUGAUGAACACUACCACGGGCGACCCGGACUUGACCUCAGCACCAGCUCCUCUCCCGGCAAACUACGGCUACCAUGCUCGUUUCAGCCAUAGCCGAGACUUGACCAUGAUGUCCUGUAUUAACGGUAUUGAGAGAACCCCGGCAGAAUUCAAAGUGCUUCUCAGGGGUGCUGGACUGACACUGAAGCGUAUCUGGGAGUGCAGAAGUCAAGUCUCCUUGCUGGAGGCUGUCUUGUCAGAAGAUGCGAGCCAAAAUGUCUAG